GUUCAUAUCGAUAAACCUGGUUCUCCUACCUAAAAUACCCCCGACGACGAAGCCCAAUUUUACAACCCUAGAAAGAGAAAGCUCGAGGAAAAGGUGAAAAUGGCAUCUGGAUGGGGAAUCACCGGCAACAAGGGCCGAUGCUACGAUUUCUGGGUCGAUUUCAGCGAAUGUAUGUCAACUUGCCGCGAGCCUAAGGACUGCGGCCUCCUCCGCGAAGAUUAUUUCGAGUGUCUCCACCACUCUAAAGAGUUCCAACGGAGGAACCGAGUUUACAAGGAGGAGCAGCGUCAGCUGAGAGCAGCUGCAGAUAAGGCCAAGGGAGGAGGCGGAGGUGGAGAUGGUGGCCAUCAUUGAGAAUUGCUAAUGGAGCCAAUGGAGGGAUGAGAAGUAAUUGAUUUUCUCCAAAACUUUGUUGGAAAUAAAACAUAAAUGAGUUGUAUCUGUGUUAUCGGAUGUCAAAUACAAAACAUCUUUAAAAUGGGAGUCUCGGUGCAGGAACCUCUGCUGUAUGUUUUAUUGAGUAUGUAUUUCUUGCUAUUUACCCUGCUGUGGGAUGAUAUAUGUUUUGCUCACUUUGUCAAGCCGACUUACUUUCACA
Molecule: messenger RNA, 598 nt
Organism: Salvia splendens (bonfire salvia)
Lineage: Eukaryota; Viridiplantae; Streptophyta; Magnoliopsida; Lamiales; Lamiaceae
Product: NADH dehydrogenase [ubiquinone] iron-sulfur protein 5-B
Exons: 2
Coding region: 100-354 (84 amino acids)
Biological process (GO): mitochondrial respiratory chain complex I assembly
Cellular component (GO): respiratory chain complex I
Source: RefSeq, a predicted model, not a curated record